AAUGAGAGCACUCAUCACAAUUUGCUUAGUGGCUGCUGUAUUUGCCGCAGAUACAAACAAAUUUGCUGUCCUCCUCCAAACUGGUACAAGAGGAAAUGAUGCUGUUGAAUCAGUAUACAAUCUCUUGAGAGAUCUCAAGACAGAGAAUGUUAAUGUCUAAGCUGCUGCAGACAAAAAGAAUAAUACUGAUGAGGGUAAGCUUUAUUUUAUUAUAUCUUUAUAGAAAUCUUUUCAUAAGUUAUUGGUGACUUGACAAAUGUCGCUUCCCUCAAUAAAUAAUAAUGGGAAUCCCUUGGUGCAGUUAGAGGUGAUGUUGAAGCCUAAAUUAGGGUAUGAUUAUUUAAUAAUUUCUCAAAGGAUGGAUAUUAAUGGUUGUCCUGGGCUGAAGCCAGACUUGCUGAAAUUGAAAGAAGAAAUGCAUAACUCUAAGAUUAAAGAUGUUGGGCCAAUGGACUUUUCGUCAGAUCCCUUGCUGAUCAUGCUGAUGCCGUAGCAAUUGUUUAACUUUUACAAUAAGAUGUUGCUGGAUAUCUUACAAAUAAUGCUGGAGUCGAACUCGUUGAAAAAGCCUAAACAAUCGCUGACAAAUUAUCUGCCUACAGUCACCUCUUCUAAUAAGAUGCCCUCUAGAAAUUCUAAUCACUUGCUGAAGUUAAAAGAGAAGGAACAACUGGAGAAUAAGUCCUUAACAUCUUAUAAGAUUUAUAAGUAGAAUUAGAAUCAACACUUGCCACACUUUAAGAAUAAGAAAUCCACGCUGCCUUUGCUCUUGCCAAAUACGUUUCAGAUACAAAUGCUGAAGUCGCAUGGUUGAACUCAGAACAUGAAAGAAGAACAGGUCUUGUUGAAAAAUUAGAAACCGUAUUAAUUUGCCUUUAUUUUUAUAGUAACUCCCAGCUGUUUUAGCCCAAUAAGCUAAAGCCCUUAAAUUAUGGAAAGAUUCAUUAAACGCUGUUGCUGGUGCCACUGCUGAUUUGGAAGAAAAGAGAGAAUUCUAUGCUUCAGAAACUGCUAGAAGAUAAGGUAAAUAUGGCAAUUUUACAUAUUUUUAGAGGAAAAUGCUAUCAUUGAUGUCGUUAUCCAACUCUUCAAAGAUUAAGUUAGAUCAUUAGCUUCAUAAACAUCCCUUAAUAGACAUUGAU
Messenger RNA from Paramecium pentaurelia, 1142 nucleotides. The record is from the annotation of a GenBank genome assembly. NCBI's taxonomy places the organism in Eukaryota, Ciliophora, Oligohymenophorea, Peniculida, Parameciidae.